AUGGACGUGAUGUCAGUCUGUAGUUUGUUAGAACUUCUACUAUUGGUCCAUUUGUUAAGGGAUGAAAGCCAUGAAAUGUACAGGGGACGGGACAGUGAAGGCUGCUACAACAACCUAAUACAAAGACGCUUGAUUGACAGUGAAUCUCGAUUUAGAGCAUAUUUCCGAGUUUCCUUAGAAUUAUUUAAUUAUAUUAGAGAAGACAUCAAAAGACCUCCUUGCAAUCGAGUCAAAAAACCUAUAUCACCGGAAGAAAAAUUGAGUGUUACUCUAAGGAAAGUAAACAUAAUAAAAUAG
Macrosiphum euphorbiae (potato aphid) is the source of this 297-nucleotide messenger RNA. The record is from the annotation of a GenBank genome assembly. Lineage: Eukaryota; Metazoa; Arthropoda; Insecta; Hemiptera; Aphididae.